This is a messenger RNA of Lytechinus variegatus (green sea urchin), 4080 nucleotides long. RefSeq lists its product as uncharacterized. The record is from RefSeq and is a predicted model, not a curated record. Lineage: Eukaryota; Metazoa; Echinodermata; Echinoidea; Temnopleuroida; Toxopneustidae. The coding region runs from base 281 to 2707 and encodes 808 amino acids. The transcript has 3 exons.
UACUAACGCUUCAGAGUUGUCCAUGGCAGAUCGUUUUGUUGUGUCUACCCUCCGUUGAUGCGAGAGAGCUUAGCGCCUUUCUACACUUUUCAGAAAUUAGCACUUUAACAUUAUCUUGUUGAGACUGGGAAGUUUGAAGUCCAGGAUAUUUCACUACUCGAAGUACUAAAGCUCCUAUGAGAUUUUUGAUUGACUUCUGCGAUCAGCGAUUUUGAUCACACUACCAAAUUACAGCUAUCAAUAUUUGGAACAACCCGAGAGAGUGCAUUUUUGCGAAGGAAUGAUGGAUCCGAAGGGUAAUGAAACGCCUCUUUUAACUAAGAUUAUCCGUCGCUUUAGAGCGCAAUGCAACAAAACCAAACGAUGCACGAAAUAUACUGAAGUGGACUGUUCUUCAAAAGACCAGAAUGAUACUGACCAAGUACCAAGAGACGCCAAAGGGAAUGACCAUUUUGGAUGUCACUGUGUUUCUUCUUGUCACAAAAGUCCAGGCGGUCAGAUUUCCCCUGACUUCGUAUUUCAGCCAGUCUCAGACAGUGGUAGAGAAGUUUUUUUCCCAACGACGCUUUGCCAGAACUCUGGAAUGCCUGAUGAUUAUUCAGGUUUGUGCAAGUUACUUGAUCAGCUUCAUAGGCUUUCCCAUCCAAAACCAUGCAAGCGUGAUUCCCAAAUUCAAACGGACCCACUACCGAACCUUCCUCCUCUUGGUUUUCAAGAACACAUUCUUUCUGAGAAUACUAAUACUAAUAAUAACAAUACAAGUCCCGCUCGAAUUCAAACCCUUUAUUAUACACAUGCAGCUAAAUUGCACUAUCCAACGCAACCUGAAAAUAGUAAGCGAGAGUCAUUUGAUCAAGCCAACUCCUCAGAAUGUUCCGCAAGUUCAGUUGAGCGAAGGACAAGCGCCUCGCGAACACUGAGUGAACCGUCUCUGCAAAAGAGCACACCCACUAGUCCGGGGAUGGGGAAUUUUCAAUUUGACCAUGUUGAUUUUAGACUCAGGACGUCUAGUUGCAUGUUAGCGUCGCCCACUAGCAGUGAUUUAAGCCAUCCCGGCGAGUAUCAGCGUAACUUUGUGACUCCUGAUCGUGAGCAGUGGGACCAGGAAUCCACUUCUACUCCGCUGGCCUAUGGCUAUAGAUCACUAAGAACUCAGAGUCAAUCUACACCAACCCACGAAAAUAACCUGGACGAUUUUGUUCUUGAACAUAGACGUCGCUCCUUGUCCGAUUCUUAUGCGUUCGAAGGUUUGCGGGCGACGCGGAGUGAGAAAAAGAACAAGAUGAAGAGAAAUGGGUCAGCUAGAGUGAAUGGAGUUAUUCCGCACCAUGAAUGUAAAAGGAAAUAUAUGCUAGCAUUGGAGGACAAACAUUCAAAGAAAACGGCAUUUUCAAGUUUCCUUGAUAAAAUGCCAAAGCUAAGUCUACUUAGACGAUUCAAGGAAAAACCGAUGCAGUACGAUAGCGUGCCUGACCUUAGUAAAUUUGAUACUCCACGGGCAAGAUUAAUGAAAGGUACAGUUAACAGAAAUGUCCGUUCACAUGAGCAGCUUGACAAGGCUGGUCUGAGACAACGACGCGCUUUUCUAUCCAAGACACAAGGAACCAGUUCCCAACAUUCCGAUUGCGGCUACAUUGACCCUGAUAUAGUAUCCCGUAAUUUUAGCAAAAACAACGCGCUUUUUCUUUCCAAGCCUGUUAGGAAGACCAUGUCUUGCAACUCUUUUGACAACACUGUUCCAAGUGGCUCUAAAAAUGCUAAAUUAUACCGAAGAUCCUUACAUUUACCUGCCCCUAGAUCCUGCGAUCUGGCGGAUGUUAACGUACGACCAGACAACAAUGAAUUCUAUAUGACAUUCGACCCAGAUUGGAACCCACCUUGUCAACCAUCAACAUCACAAAUGCCUCUGCACUCACCAGCUACCCCAUUAGAAUCACACGGAGUGGCGCAGAGGAACUGGAGACAGGCCAUUGCGGAUGGACAGGAGUCAUUCUACGAGAAACUUGGCGAUGUCACAGAAGACAAUGGUUACCAAGUACCCAUUCCAAGAUCCCGUCUAUCUAUCUCACCGAGCAGACACCUAUUGAAGCAGAGCUCUUUGACCAACCAAGACAACCGGAAGUACAUGCCUCUGCCACCAUUACCAAGUGAACACACAAAACAAGACAUCUACCAGGAAAUCCCAGCCGAUUCCGUAUUUUUACCUAUCCGGACGUCACCGCCGCCGGGUUCCCCAGCUUUCGGUGUCAACGCUAUCCACCGGGACAACUAUGAGUAUCAACCUUGCGAUGACAUGCAUCAUGGAACCGUACCCCAAUCGAGGUCGAGGUUUGUACCAUUUUCUCCGUCCAGUUUACCAGGUAACCAUAUGCCAUCAUCUCGAUCAUCAGGACAUGGAAAUGUCUUCUUCCCUGAAGAGCACCUGGUUAAGAAGCUUCCGGUUGUCUCUGAGAAUGGAACGCAGAGACGUCUGGACAUCAUCCCAUUGCACCGGACAGAAGUUUCUAAAGAUGCAACGGUUACGAUGGACAUGCCGUUACACUCUCCUCCGGUGAAUGUAGCACAUCAUAAGUUGAGACACACUUUAUCGUGCGAAUCGGGUUCAGGUCACCAUCCUACCUUAUCGACAGAACCGAAAGGGUGUCCUGGAAGGGAUAAAAAUUCUGCAGGAAAAGUCAAGAUACCACCGAUUUUCCUUCAGCAAUAAACGUCAUUUUAAAGAAUUGAUACAUUAAUGAGCACAAAAUCAACACCGGAGAUGCAUUCUGGAGAGGUUUGUAGACCCACCCCACUUCCGCAGUACUAUCCUAGUACUACUGUGCACCAGCUUGGCCCCGGACUUGACGCAUCACAGAGAAAACAUAUUGAGAGGAUACAAAAACGUGCAUUUAGCCUCUUUUUCGGGCCUGCUUUCCAAGAUGAUGACCUCUAGAAGUGCUCAACCUACAUGAGUUCCUGACAAAUGGAGGAAAGGACUAUAAUGAGACUAGCGAAGGGCGUGGGUCUUCAUCCUUCCCCUCUUUCAUGACCUCCAAUUCGUGAGGCGGUCCACAAACGGUCAACAUUGCUCAACAGCAACAAUUAAGUACACUGAGGUGCUGACCUUUUAUCCAACAAGUCCUAUUUCAUCCGACAGUUUCCAUAGUAAAUUACAUUGCUUCUCAGCUUGCCAAUCAAAAUCAAGGAGAGUUGUCAGAUCUGACAACUUGUCGGACAAAAAAAGUUGUUAAAACGCUCCCCAGAACGCUGUAGCAAAGCGUAAUCUCACACAGAGUCCGACUAUUCAACAAGCAAUCUUUAUGUGUAAAUAAUGUACAAAAGGGUCAUCGUGGAUCAUUUUCUUUCCUAAAUGACACUUAUCAUUGAUCCAAAGGUUUUCAGAUUCUCAUGUUAUAAGUAAGCCAACAUGGCCCUUCUUAAACCUAACCUUGUCAAAAGAUUAGUGAUUAGUGAACAGUGUGGUGUAUUCUUAUUAAUAAAAAUAAAUGAACUACAUCGUCUAAUUUCAUGGCGUUUCCUUUCAAUUUUGAUUUUUGUUAACGACACUAUGUACCAAAUAAAAUCAUGAUAAUAAGCCAAUUAUAAUUGCACAUCUUUUUUGUUUAAUCGGCAUACUUUUUUAUCCAAUCUAUUUAUGCUACAUCCUUACUUAUCCUUGUAUAGCCGGAAACUGUUUCAUCUGUCAUAGGUUUAAUGUCAUUUGUUAUUUCUUUUUAAGCCAGGUGUACCUGAUUGGUUUACAUUGUAUGUCCUUAUAAAUUGCUCUUGUUUCCUGCAUCCUAAGAAUAUUAUUAUCAAAUCUGUCACGGUCUGAUUUGCCAUUCUUCUUCGCCUUUUCGUGAUACAUGUACUCUUUAAAUGCGAAGAGCUAUAGUCUAGUUCCUAAUCACACUCCUUUUGGAGUGAUGCUAGGGACCAAUCCCUUUGGAGUACAUAAUGACUCCUUUUUUUGGAGUAGACUACAAAAAGAGGCAAGUUACUGCUUUCCCCAUAUGUGUAUUUCUAUUAUAUUCUUAUUUUUUUAAUUUGACCAAUAAACAAUGAUUUUAUUACUUUUACAUGUCAUUUUUGUUAUGAUUA